Durusdinium trenchii is the source of this 1856-nucleotide messenger RNA. Lineage: Eukaryota; Dinophyceae; Suessiales; Symbiodiniaceae. The record is from the annotation of a GenBank genome assembly.
CUAAUUACAGAAUAUUACAGAUCACCGGCCAGGCAACUAACCGCCCCCCCUGUUUUGAAUGUUGUCCGGCUUGUUGCCAUGGGCAGGGUCUGAUUGACCAUGCGGGCAUCCGUGCUUCUUAACCCGCGUCAGGUUGAAGCACUUCCCAACGCUACCCCCUUUGGCUAUCAACAGCUCCAACCAACUGUCACCGGGCCGGUUCUGCAAUGCCUCCGCCACGUCUUGGUUGCUCGAAAAAAACAGCUGCGUGGGCGGGCGGGUCAAGAUGCCAUGGUCAAGAAAGCCGCCAAGAAGCCGGCCAUGGAGGCAGAGCCAAAGAGGAGAAGGAAAUCCGCGGUGAGUUCACCACCCGCGGCCUCUCCACAGAUCGCAGAGCCAAAGAGGAGAAGGAAGUCCGUGGUGAGUUCAUCACCACGACCUACUGCAUCUCCACAGACAGGACGUGCACGGAGCGUGGAAGAAGCUGUUCCAAAAGGCGCCGAGAGCAGCGUGACUAGCGCUCGGGCGACAGAGCCUGAGGACAGAGGAAUCGCCUUUUUGAGGCUUUCUGCUGAAUGCCGACCCUCCACGACGGUGAGCCAACUGAUCUAUUUCAACAAGGAGUCCUUGACGGUGGGGCGCAUGCCCAACUGUGACAUCGUCAUGGACUCCACCCGCUUUCCGCAGAUGAUCUCCCGCACGCAUGCGCGCCUCGUGACCACCAACGUGGGCACCCCUCAGCAGGAGUGGGCAAUCCAUGACUGCAAGUCCAUGAAUGGUGUCACCGUGAAUGGCGAAGCUGUUGGCGUCUCGGGCAGGACGCUGCGGAUGGGCGACGUGGUGAACUUCGGGAAACGCGUGGUUCCGCCGGAGUUUGAGUUCAUCUUCGAGGCGCCACAAAGCAGCGGCUUAGCAGAAGAGUUGCUGGUGCAGAUGAAGCGGAUUGCUGAUCUGGAGCAGGAGCUUCAAAAGUCCGAGAAGAAGCGCGAGGCGAUUCCCAAGGGCUUGAAGAUCUCGGAGCUCUCCAAUGAGUUGGCCUGCUGCGUCUGCAAGGACUGGCUUGUCCAUGCGGCGACCAUCCAGUGCUCUCAUACCUUCUGCUGGUCUUGCAUCGACCAGUGGUUGCAAACGAAGCAGUUCGUUUGCCCUGUUUGUCGCAAGGAGGUCACCCGGGAGCCGGUGCGCACACGCGCGGUGGAUGCCGUGGUGCAGAAGACGGUCUCGCAGAUCUCAGCGGAAGAGCAGGCGGAAUUUGCCGCGCGCAUCAAGAAGGCUGAGGUGGAAGACUCCACCAGCCAGAAACAUUUGGAAGACCUGGAGCGCCAAAUCAAUGAGGCGCUAAGAGCCGGGAAGAAGUUCUUCCACAUCAACCAGCUUUGGGGGAAGAAAGACAAAGAUGCCUGUCUGAAGCUAGUUUUGAGCUGCCGCGCCCCCUGUCUGACCAUCUCUUAGAACGCACAGGGCCUUUGUUGAGAACUACUGAUCAGCGGGGCUUCGAAAAAUAGAUCCAGAAGCAAAUUCACCGGCCAAGCGGGGGCCCUUUGCACCUGACCACUUUAGUCAUCGUGGGCAUCGCAGAGUUCGUGUCCUCGCAGAGCCACAGUUGGACUGAUCGCCAUGGAUCACUUUUGAGAAGCUUUGGAUUUGUACAGUUAGCUUAGUGAUCUACUUCAAUAGCAAGGCCCUUGAGGUCUCAAGAAGGCUGGAUCGCAGCAGUUGAUCUUGAUUGGGAUGGCCAGAAAGCAAGACUCAACAAGAUCCAAUCAAGCCAAUGACACCAUGUUGUUAAGCUCACAAACACAUCCAGGGGGAGUUCCAACGACACGAGUGCAAGCUCCAUGGUCGUUUGGGUUUUCACCCCGCGUUGCCACGCCAUU